AUGGUUAAUAGCCAAAGAAGAAUAUUAGAUGUGUUACUUUAUCUAAAUAAAGCCGUAUUUAUAUACACUUCAUUAUUACUAUCCAAAAUGACCGAUGAAGAAGAUGUACGAUUAAAAGUGUCUCAUGUUCGAAGUAAAAAAGUUGAAGGUACAUUAUUUAUGAUGGGUGAUAGAAUGGGAUGGAUGCCUAAUAAUAAAGAUGUGUUUACCAUUUGUUUCGAUUAUGCAGACAUAAAAGUACAACGUACAUCAUCCGAAUUGAAAUCCAAAAUGCGUUUACAAAUUAUACUUUAUGAUGAUACAAUGACAACAUUCCAUUUCAGUAAUCCAGCCAGUGCCGAUCAACAACGAAAAGAUCGUGAAAUGGUUAAAGAUUUAUUACAAACAUUAUUACCAGAAUUUCAGUUAAAAAUGAAUCAGCAACUCGGUAUUAAAAGCAAAAUUUUAGACGAUAAUAAAGCUAUUUUACAAUUAUACAAAGAUUUAGUGAUGAGUGGUAUAAUGUCAGCUGAUGACUUCUGGAAAAAAUAUAUUGAGAAAUUGACGGAGAAUAAUAAACCACAGUCAACUGGUGUUUCAGGCGCUUUGUUUUCAACUAUCCGUCCUGAAAGUAAUGAAAAAGGUGGUGUUAAAUAUACAUUAACUACUGAUAUGAUUUUAUCAAUCUUUAGAGCAUAUCCAUCAGUCAAGGAAAAAUAUGAUCAAAACGUAACAGUGGGACGAUUGACAGAGGCCGAAUUUUGGCGUACAUUUUUUCAGUCACAAUAUUUCGCAAUGGAUCGUGUUCCGACAUCCAAUUCAAGAGAUUUAUUUACUGAUUGUACAAGAAUCGAUGAUGAAAGUAGGGAAUAUAACGUUGACUGCUUGUUAGUUAUGGAAGUUUAUAAAUUUUUUUUGAUUUAUGCUAUUGUAGAACUGAGUAUUGAAGCUGAGAAAGCUAGUAAAAGAACUAUGGGUGUUAUAGCUCCAGAAACAAAUGAAACAAGUGAGAUGGGAUAUGGUGUUAAUGAAACCGAACGUGCAUCAUCGUCAACUAGUGCAGCUAAACAAUUGAUAAAACGAUUUAAUUUUCAUUCGACAAUGAUAUUAAAAUCGAAUCUUGGGGACGAAAAUAUCGUCACCACCACGGAAAAUAAUGAUAAUAGCACGUCAACAGCACAGAAGAAAGAUGUUGAAACAAUAAAUGAUGACGACGAUGACGAGAAUUCAGCGAAAAGAUUUAAACCUGAUGAUGAUUUCGAAGAAUUAAGAAGUGAACAGAAAGAAGAAGUUGAAACAUUAAAAUUAAUUAAUCCUGAACGAUAUUUGCGUGCACCACCACCAACAAAUAAUGGUCGUGCACAAAAAAAUAUUCUUAAUCCGACACCAAUCGCCAGUGUAAAUAAUUUAAAACUUCAAAUGGCUGAUUGGACCGCAAAUACUGAACUGAAUCUUAAUUCUCAAUUAGCACUCAAAGUUAUGACAGAACUAUCUCCCGGUGGAGCAUUGAUGCAUGGUACAUCUUCUCAAACAUUAUCACAAAUUGUACCACAAGCAAUCCAAGAAGAAAUGCAAAAUAUUUACACAUCAUUACGUGAAUUGUUAAGACAUUUUUGGUCUUGUUUUCCUCCUAGUACACCACAAAUAGAAGAAAAAAUUCGUCGUGUUCAUGAGACUUUAGAAAGAUUUCGAACAACAAAAGUUGUGCCAUUCAAAGAAAAAGUAUUAACAGAUACAUUAGCUGAUUUUCAUUUUUUCAAUGUCAAUGAUUCAAAUGUUGAUUGGUCCCUUCACUCACCGCCACAGCGGCAAUCACCAUCAAUGAAUACUGCAUAUCCAUUUUAUGAUUCUUCAAUGAACACACUUACUUCAACUACAUCUUUACCGAUCAUCAGAUGUCUUCCAACUUCAUCACCGUUAACGAUCUAUCAACGAACGAGUUCGAGUUCAAAAUCAAUCCGUUUACAAUAUACCUCCAGUCAACGUCAUACAUUAACUGAAAUUUUUAACCGAACACCUUAUCCAAAUAGUGCGCAAAACGAUAUUAUUGCUAAAAGAAUUGGAGUUAAAAGAGAACAAAUUCGUAUAUGGUUCCAAAAUCAUCGACGGCUCGUCUCAAAGGGAAUAAAACAAUCAAAGAAAUCAGAAAAAAUGGCAUUAAAUUAUUUACCAUCAUCCAGCGAACAACAGAAAUUAGAUGAAAUAUUGAUAGAAAUUGAAAAUGAAAAAUCUUGUUAA
This is a messenger RNA of Didymodactylos carnosus, 2217 nucleotides long. The record is from the annotation of a GenBank genome assembly. NCBI's taxonomy places the organism in Eukaryota, Metazoa, Rotifera, Eurotatoria, Philodinida, Philodinidae.